Messenger RNA from Mercenaria mercenaria, 13557 nucleotides. RefSeq lists its product as uncharacterized. Bases 602 to 7150 code for a protein of 2182 amino acids. The transcript is spliced from 19 exons. The record is from RefSeq and is a predicted model, not a curated record. NCBI's taxonomy places the organism in Eukaryota, Metazoa, Mollusca, Bivalvia, Venerida, Veneridae. Gene Ontology annotation, molecular function: calcium ion binding.
UGCGUCUUUACUGAAAAUUUUCUUCGCACUGCCAGGGUUGCAAAUGAUGAACUGUAUGAAAUUAACUACAUGCAUGUAAAAUCCCCUCUUCAUCGUAUUUAGGAAUACAUGUAAUUAAAGAAAUAUCAAGACGUGUUUACCUGACAUUUGUUUAUUUCAUAACUUUAUCUACAAGUGCUGAUAAGAACAGGGAUUUAUGACUGGGGAUCGGAUAUUGAUAAUAACUUUGCACUGGUCUUAAAAUAUUUGUAAAUAAACUAGGUAUAAAUCUAUCGAUCAACGAUUUAAAUAUGAUUCUGUCGUAAACUGAGUUGAGAGAAAUUGAGAGAUCUGAUUGGUAGUCUGCUCCACUGAUCUGUCUACCAGUAUAGUUAAUAUGUAGUAUAAACGCAUGGAAGAGUCUUAUCUGACUGGUUUCUUACCUAAAGCGGAAUAAUUUUUAUUCGUUUAAAUGUUUUCUGGGAAUGGAAUUUUAUUUAAACGAAAGCAAGUUUCCGCACUGGUGCUUAUAAUGCAACGCGCUGUCUAUUAGAAUAAAUAUCAAAGGAACAUUAAGCAAGCGUAAGAACACGUUAAUAUUCUUAAACAAUACGGCAACGGCAUGCAGGUCGAAUUUUUAUUGACACACAUUUUUCUGUUAAUUGGAAUAGCCACAUUAACGGUUUAUGGCAUGGACACAAAAUGUGAUGUCUGUGUGCUAAAUCCAGUUGACAGCUGCACAGAAAACGUAGAGAUAGCCUGUGAAAAAGGGUCUAACGCUAAAGUUAUGAAGGGGACCAUCUGUAUACACGAAGUAUGUGGCGUGUUCAGGCAUGCUUAUUGCACAAUAGGAGGUCGGUGGGUUGAUCAAGAUGGGAAAGAAGUGAGAAGAAAUGUUGACCAAGAAUGUAAUGAUGAGGAAUACAAGUUCGAUCCUAAAAAGAAAAAAGUUCGUGUAAAGAGGGGAUGGUUCCGUAGAAGACGUAGAAGACGAUCACCACCGCCUCCUCCACCCAACUGUGGACAACCUGGCACUAUAGCACACACUAGUUUACACGUGACCGGUACAUCACAAGGGGGUGUGGCCACAUACACAUGUCAGUCUGGUUACGGACAUACAGCGGGCUCCUUGAAGCGUACCUGUCAAUCAAAUGCGCAAUGGUCUGGCAGCCCACCAACAUGUUCAUAUAUGAAUUCUUGUAGCAGCAGUCCGUGCAAGAAUGGAGGCACGUGUAAAAACAUUCCUAACUCUUAUACAUGCAGUUGCCCGAGCAUUUGGAAAGGCUCGCGAUGUGAAACCGAUACCAACGAAUGUGCCUCAACAUCGCUGAACAAAUGUAAUCAAAAAUGUAACAACACCUAUGGUUCUUUCACGUGCUCAUGUAAUACCGGCUAUCGCCUGCUUCCUGACAAGCAUACAUGCACAGAUAUUGACGAGUGUGCUGAGAAAAGUUCCGGUUGUGAUCACGCAUGCGCAAAUACAGCUGGUUCCUUCACAUGUUCCUGUAGAGAGGGUUUUGAAUUAUCAUCAGAUGGAAAAUCUUGUCAAGACAUUGACGAAUGUGCACGAGGAACUUCCGGUUGUGAACAAAACUGUACCAAUACGGCUGGUUCUUUUACAUGCUCUUGUAAAACAGGAUACAAGCUCGCAAUCAACGGGACGUCUUGCGCAGACAUAGACGAGUGUACAGGCGGAACUGCACCAUGUGAUGUGUAUUGUACAAAUACUAAAGGAUCAUAUCACUGCUCAUGUGAGAAGGGGUAUUUGCUCAAUGCAGACGGCAAAACAUGUGAAGACCAGGACGAGUGUGCUACAGGAAAUGGGUCAUGUGAUCAAGUGUGUGCUAAUCAACCUGGUUCAUUUACUUGUGAAUGCCACACAGGGUAUAUUCUAUCAAAGGACGGACGCACAUGCGCAGACAUAGAUGAAUGUAUAAAAGAUGUGGAUGGAUGUUCUCAUAAUUGUACGAAUACAGAGGGGUCUUUCAAGUGUAGCUGCCUAAGUGGGUAUGAGUUACAGCCCGAUCAGAAAACUUGCACAGAUAUUGACGACUGUAAAGGGAUUAUAUGUCAACAUGGCGGCACAUGUCGGGACGGUUUGAAUUUCUUCUCUUGCACAUGUGCAGAAGGAUAUACAUCAAACCUUUGCGAAAAGGAUGUAAAUGAGUGUUCCAUUCAUAACGGGGGAUGUCAGGAUGCGUGUAUAAACACAGACGGCUCAUACCACUGUGGAUGUUAUGAUGGUCGGCAGCUGAAGCCUGAUGGCCGCUCGUGUUCCGAAGGUGAUCGUGACACAGUAUUUGAACGAUUUGAAAUUGCUGAUGGAAAAUUACCAAAGGCUUGUUUUGUGCUGCCAUUGGCACAUUGUACAGAUGGUAAGGGCCUUGGAACCAAGCUAACCUCUACAUCAGAAUGGUACAGGCUUAUAGCAGAUUCUGAAACGUCCUUUACCUUGGGAAUAGCCUUUAUCAAGGUCAAUGACUUGUCGUUACCUGUAUCAAUCCAAGGCCUUGAAGUUACAGUUUCCUCGGGCAAAUUUCAGCUCAGCUAUGGUACUAAAUACAACUCCAGUGAAGGAACCAUUAUUAAAAAUGACGAAACACCAGACAAUUGCAAAUCAUUUGAAUUAGUUGAGUCAGAUAUAUUUGAAUUUGUAUCGGCUGGUUCCUUUUUGAAAACGUAUUUGCUGAACUUGUUCCCGGCUUUACCAAACUGGAUCAAAUUUGAAAAGACGAGUGAGUCAGUUUUAGCCAUCCAAGAUCUGAAGAGUGAUUUAGUUUACGGAAGACACAUGGAACAAACCACCUGGUGUGAAGGGGCACCUGUUCUUGAAGAUCACCUUUAUAGCGUAUUCAGAUUGGGUUCAACAUUUUCUCUAGAAGUUAUGGGAGACAAAAUAAAAGUUCCAAAUCCUCUAGCGGGUCAUAAAUUUUGCUUCAUUAUUGACCUAUGCCACAGCAACGGUGGUAGUAUAUUUUUCAUGGUACCGGAAGAAUCGAGAGAUCUCCUGGAGGGCAUAACUGUGUUUAAACUGCUUAAACAGAAAAACAAAUUGACCAUCUUUCCAAGAGGCAUUGGUAUUUCUAUAGUGAAUGGGAUUAACGUUCACCACGAUACAACAGAGCUCCAGUUAUGGAAUGGAGACGCGAUGGUUCAGUAUCCAGUAUUUCCAAGGGGAGAUUUUUGGAUAGGAGCCGAUGUUGUUAAAAAUGAUACAAAACUGUUAGUGGAAGGGAGUGCAGAUAUAUUUAUCGACUUGCCAAACAUAGAAAUAAUGCUAACAUCCAUAUUUCUAGAUGAGUGGGGUGGAUACGUGCGCCUCACGUUGUCAGCAUCACCUACACUAAAAUUCAAACUUUUUGGGAAGCAGUAUGCAGUAACGUUCAAAAAUCUUGUUACAUCUGAAAUGAAUCUCUAUCUUUCCGUUGGCGGUCCUCAUCGUGUUUGGUGUGGGGAGAAGGCCAAUCCACCGGGCUUCUUCUUUUCUCUCCGGCUGGAAAUCAAUCCAUUUAAGGGUGUUCCAAUGCUGGCUGACUGGGGUAUCUCAAAUACUCACAAAGCAUUCGGAUUUGUUACCUACGAGCCUCCUCAAGCAGUUCUUGAUAUUAACAUUAAAGAAGAUAUACUAAACUUCAAAGAUAUAUUAGAUCGACUGAAAGUUCGUUUUAGAAUAGAACUUAAAAAGCUAGGCAUCAUUUUUAGAAAUACGACACUAAUCUUGGCUGAUGAUAUUGAAAUAAACAUUGAAACAAUGAAAAGUCUUGUAUCCGAUCUUUUCGAUAAUAUUCUGUCAGGUGACUGGAAAGAAAAGAAACGAAUCUUAGAGCAACUUUGGCAGGAAUUCCAAAAAAUAGAACACAAAGUUAAGUUAUUUUUCGAUGACACAGAAUUUAUAGCUCAAAACGCGUUUAAGAACCUUACGAAUAUCAUUAAGAAUGAAAUUGACGUUGUCAAAAUUAAUCUGAAGAAUGCUAUGGAAAAAGUUACCAACUCUUUGGUAAUAAGUUCUUCUGAGUCUGGAUACACUGGAUUUGGUUUGAAGUACACCACCAAUGUGAAAUUUUUUGGGUUGAAAUUAGGAGAGUUUGACUUAGAGAUUGUUGAGUCUGUCGAUCAUCUUUUUAAAUGCAGCCGAUUUGAGAAAAUCAAAAAACAUUUUGAAGGCGAGAAAGCUUUGAGAUUUAUCGGAAGAGCAUCCCGCUUAGUAGUAUUGAAUAUAUUUAUUAAAUUCCAGGCAGGAGGAGGCAUCGGUGGAGCACUUUCUUCUGAUAAAAACAAAUUUUCUCUUCAGCUUCAAGUAUACGCGCAAUUUCUUGGAAUGAAGGCGACGACAGAUCUUUUUAUAACCAAUAGUGGUUUAUACAUUUACACGGAAGGGAACAUAUGGGACAUAUUCUUGGCACAAUUAGAUGUUUCGGCAGAGAUGAAAUCAGAAUGGCAUCAUAUUGUUUAUAAAGUUCAAGGACGUUUUGUUGCAAAGAGCAGGAAAAGGAGACAAAUACAAACAAGAAGCAACUCAUUCGAAGACAGUUAUUUAGACGCACUAAAGAAAGUAGUAAAUACCAUUGCCGAUAUGGCUAAUAAACGAUUAAGCCAGGCUCAGAAGGGGCUCACAGCUGCCCAGGGAGGACUUUCAAAGGCACAGAAUUGGCUUAAAGAAAAGCAAACUGUUGUUAGAAGAGCUAAUGGAAAGUUUGACAGUGCUGUUGCUGCACUAGAAAGAGCAAAGGAUAAGUUAGAAGCCGCUAAGAAGCCGUUUGAAGAUGCUUUGAGAAAACUCAAGGCAGCUCAAAGAAAAGUAGAUAAUCUUUGUCGAAUCCGGUCAUGUAAGAAAUUAUGCAUUCCAGGAGUUAAAUGUAAGAUAUGUCGUAAAAAAGUGGGAUGGGUUAAAAUUCCAUACCCUUGCUGCAGAUUUACGAGUUGUAUGAUUAAAGUUCCAGAUCCUGUAUGCCUUGCUGCAAAUCUGGCUUGCAGAGUUGUACGGGGAGCAGCAUACUUAGCUCUGGAAGCAGCGAAAAUAUUUGUAAGAGCUCCAAUGCUUGCCUUUGAUGUUGCUAAAGGUGCGGUUUCUGUAGCCCAGAUUGUCGUUGAUAAAUCGCGUGUAGUUUUAGAUGUUGCAGUGGGUUUGCUCGACAUGGCCAAGAUAGGUUUAGAGUAUGCAAAAGGUGUCCUUGAAGCAGCUAAAGUUGUAUUAGAGGGAGUUAAAAUUGCUAUCGGAGUUGCUGCGAAAGUUCUUGAAUUGGUUAUAGAUAUCGGAUUAAAGAAUUUACUUGACGUGAGAAAUUGUGGUUUCAAUGUUGAAUUGUCAACACACGAUCUACCAGUAUUCGACAUUUUUUGUGAUGUUAACGCCUUUAGAUUAGGAUGGAAAACUAUAACUAUUAGAAUCAACUUCAAAAAUAUCGUGCAGAGUUUAUGGAACGCGGCACGAGCUACAAUCGACAUGCUGAGUAAAUUAAUUGGGGGCAUUGGAAGAAAACGUAGAGAACUGGAAUUCAGAGCAUCUGCAAAAAUGCACGCUUAUCUGCGGAAUAUAAGGGAGGCUGGAAUAGAAAACGGUACAUAUAAAUUUUCCAACAACAGUUACGACAGUAUAGAUAUUGUAGAUGAAAUUCUUGGAUUUGAAAACAACACUGACAACGAUUACGACAGCCGGAAAAUCAUUUUCAAGGAAAAAUGCAAAACGACCGCUUAUUUAAUGAAAUUUAUGCAAGAAGCGUUUGGAUCAUUAAAUGAAAUUGUGAAUGAAUCAAAACAUUACAUGGAUGAAAUGUCCUCUCUGAAUGAUCAGCUUCAGCAAUUCACUCUUGACGGCCUCGCUGAAAAUAUGACACUGGAUAAUGCAGGUAUAAGUAGAGCCUAUGCAGAACGUGAUUAUAACUUGACUGAAGAUGACUUGAAUAGAGCAUUGAACGAAUCACAAGCAGCUCUUAUGAAUGACCCACUUCUUAGUGAGAUUAAUUCUUCAACUACACUUGCAAUGGAAAGCUUAAACGCAGAAAAGGAGUCAAUAGAAUCGGUAAAUUUUCUUGAGAUUUGGUUGAAUGCCAUGUCAAAUACUUCAAGUGAAUACUUCAAUGCUACGGAAUGCAGCGGUUUCAAAGACUGUGUUCUGUAUGCGAUAUCGGAAUUAUAUGCUGCCUUCGAAGCGGAAGAUUUUCCGAAUAUAGAUAACGUUAGACAAUACAUCAUUAACCUCGAAGGUAUUUUGAUUGAAUUGUUCCAGAAUCAAUCGUCCUUGAUAGGAGACUCAGACGUUGCCAUGGACAACAUCAUGUCAAAUGUGACUUACUUAGAAGAAGUCAAUCCGUUCUGCUCGGAGGCACCUGUAUUUCAGACGGAGUUGAGAAACCAAACAGUACUAAAUGGAACGGAUAUGAUAUUUACUUGUAACGUGUCAGGUAGUCCAUAUCCAAAGAUUCAGUGGUUCACGAAUAACAAAAUUUUACUAAAUGAAACGUCAAUAGAACUGAUCAUUGCGAAUGUGACUGUGAAUGACAGCGGAGAAUAUACCUGCCUAGCUGGAAACGUGGUGGCGAACAUAACAUCAAGAGUGGCUUAUCUUGAAGUUGUUACCUACGAUGACGACGAAUGUCAGACAAAUCAAGGUGGAUGUGAACAAAUAUGUGAAAAUUUUAUUGGUUCCUAUGUAUGUCGAUGUUUCAAUGGUUACAAGCUAAAUGAUGAUGCGAAAUCAUGCUCCGAUGUAGACGAGUGUCUAACUGGAACAGCAAACUGCAAACAAGCAUGCGUGAACACUCUUGGUUCUUACUCCUGUGAAUGCAAGGACGGUUUUAUGCUGGACGGUAAGAAAUCAAGGAGUAAAGGAAAAGAUGCAAAAGGGAAAUUGUCAGGUAAUGAUACAGACAAUAUGCUAGAUCAGACAGUUAACUCUUUUGUACAGCCCGUGGGCUUUUGUGGUAAUACAAGUGCGUCCAAAGAAUAUAAAUAUUGUGAAAACGUGGAUGUUAUACAGGCCAUUUUGAAACUGGAAAAUAGUAUGGAAAGAAAAUUUGCUGACUUAGAAAAAACUUUUAAUUCAAAAAUAGAUAAGUUUGAGCAUCAUUUAACCAGGAAAUUUACAGAUAUGUUAAAUACAGCAGUGACAACACUGAAAGAGGAACUGGAUAAGAAGAUAGACGAUCUUUCAAAACGGGUGCAAAAAAUAUAGGAUCUUCCCCAUUCAUUAGAUACACGUACUGAUGUGAAGGAAUUAAACAUUGUAAUAAGAAAUUUAACUGAAAAAUCACGUAAAGACAUUGUUGGGACAAGUGAAUACCUUAAUCAAAUAUGGGCUUCAAAUCCGUGAUGUAGUCAUAAAAGAGGCAAUUAGAAAAACUUCACAUAAUAACAGAAAAGAAGGCUUGGUAAUAGCAUAGUGUAAAUCAGCUGAGGAUAAAAAGAAGAUUAUGGAAUAAUAAAAAGCGGUUAAAAGGGUGUAAGAGGUACAAAAUUUGUUUAUUUAAAAUGAUAUACCAAAGCAACAGCGUAUCAUGAACGCAAAUAGUACAAACGAAUGUGAAUACUCUUGGUAAAGGCGAGUUAUAGAUGCAAGGUGCACAAGUAGAGAAAUAGUUGCAUUGCUUAAAGAGUGUGAUUAUUUUUAAACUUUUCAAGUACAAACAUAAAAAUGUUUUAUGGUAUUUUAGGGCGUAAUAUUAAUCUAAGCGAAAAUGUAUCCAUAUUUUGAUAUUCAGUCUAUAAGUAAUUGCACAUAUAUAAAAAAAACCCAAAACGAAGAGAUUUAAUGAAAUUGGAUUUUAUUUUUAUAUAACAAAUCUUGCCUCUAGUCUGUUAAAUAUAAAAAAAAAACAUUAUUCACUGCGUCAGUGACACUGAUGAUAAUAUAUGUAAAAUAGAAGAGCAAAUAUUUGUGUUUAAUCACAUUUUCGUGAAUUACUACGUUGGUUUUAGAUUAAAAUUGUUUAUGUCUCUAAGGCUAGCAUAUAGAACUAACAGAAGAUAAUAGACAAGGGUAGAUUUCUCGAAAGCACAGAGCACCAAAGUCACAGUCAUAGAGCCACGCAUUUGCGCAACAAAAUGAAGCUGUAAUAGAAAAAUAUUUCAGACGGGUUGCUUCAAACAUCAACAAGUACAUAUUAAUUUAUGCUAACAGUCACACUACAACGUAAACCACCACAAUAGCGCAGACACUCGUGUACCAAAGAUAAACAUACAACCACGAAUAACUGAAUAACAUAGAAAAACGAACAAGCAACACAUAAGAAAACAGUAGGGCACCGUUAUAGACUCACAAGCAUACAAACGACACACACAAGUAGAAAAAACAAUCGUGUACCGGUUCAGGAUUCCGGCUGCCAGAACAAAGGGGAGCCACGAAAACUUGCUAAAAGUAAAAGGGGAGGGGAUGCAAAAUGUAGCAAGGGAAUGAAGGGGACAAUAGGAGGAGUGAGGAGGAGGAAAAAACGCUUACAACAAAGAAGAAAAUAUAUGCAACAGACAAUACAACACGGACAAAACAACCAGUUCAAAAUAGGGGCACCGCCUUGGACACGUCAGUAACCUAUAUAAAGGAAACUGGGGUUUAAACGCGUUUAGGGCAUGCCAACCUCGCACUUACCCUAUCUUCAACAUGUUAGACAACACAAUUUGAAUAAAAUCCCCACUGAGAAAGGCUCUAACAUUAGUGCAUAAAUAACAGAUAAAUAAAGGAAAACAUAAAAUUAAGGUAAAUCUAAAGUGUAAUUACACCAGAGUACUCAACAAUUUGUCUGAAGUCAGAGCAACAAGAGCCUAACUUUUAAGGCCACGACUAAAAAUCUGUGAGACAAAAAUCAACUCCCUCCGUCCGUUGUAUGUAGGAUUUAGGAGAAAAGCAUCUUCCGAUAUCGCCAAACAAAAGAUAUAAUCAGCUAGUCUGACUUUGCAGGUAUAUAUUUCAACAAAAACAACAAUUGCCACCGGAUUGUAAGAAAAUGAAUGUCAGAACUGCUAUUUCCUUUUCGGAAAGUUGUCAAAAAAGUUUCCCGUAUUUGUUCGUGCAAUAACUGUUUUGUCCCAGUAAUAAUUGCAACAAAAUAAAACAAAUUAGUCUGAAAGACAGCUAUAUCCUACGAAAGACCAGUAGUGACAUUUCAGUUUCAAGAAUUCACGAUUUCCGAGUAUGAAUUCGUGAAGCAGAAAUCAUGAAGUAUUUAAAUGAAUUGAUGAAGUUGUGAAAUAUUGAAUAGUUGAAACAUGAAGUAUUUACACGAAAUAAAGAAUUCUUGAAGUGGUAGUUGUAAAAUCAUAAAAUCGUCAAUAAUUGAAUUCAUGAAUUCACGAUUUCCAUAUGUCAUAUCAAAAAUUCAAGAAUUCAAUAAUUUGAAUUGUGACAUGAAAUCGUGAAUAAUUGAAUUCUUUAAAUAUUGAGUAAUUGAAGCAUGAAUUAUUUGAAUGAAAUCGGGAAAUAAAUCUUGACGUGGUAUUGUGAAAUCACGAAGUCGUGAAUAUUUGAAUUCUUGAAUUUUUUAAUUCGAGAUUUUUGCGUUAAAUUUGAAAAUCCUGAAUUAAUGAAUUAUUGAACUUCGAGAAUUCAUGAAUUCACGAAUUUAAGAAUUGCCGAUUUUUGCGUGAAAUUUGGAAAUCGUGAUUUACAUGUAUUUUUCUUCAAGAAUUGACGAUUUCAAGAAUUACAAAUUCCAGAAUAAACGAUUUUUAUUAAACUUUGCAUAAAAUUGGGAAUUUCUAAAUUCUUGAAUUAGUGAAUUUAUGAAUUCUUGGAGUUCAAAAAUUCACAAAUUCACGAUUUCCAAAUUUCAUAUAAAAUUCGUUUAUUGCGAGAUUUGUAAAUUCUUAAUAUCAUGAAUUCUUGAAGUUCAAUAAUUUACGAUUUUAAGAUUUCACAAUUUCUAAAUUUUACGCAAAAUGCGUGAAUUCUUGAAAUCGUGAAUUCAUGAAUUCUAGAAGUUCAAUAAUUCACAAAUUCACGAUUUCCAAAUUUCAUAUAAAAAACGUUUAUACUGGAAUUUGUGAAUUCUUUAAAUCGUGAAUUCUUGAAGUUCAAUAAUCACGAUUUCUCAGAUUCACGAUUUCGAAAUCUCGAGCAAAAAUAGGGAAUUCUUGAAUUUGUGAAUUCAUGAAUUCUUGAAGUUUAAUAAAUCAUAAAUUCACGAUUUCCAAAUUUCACGCAAAAAUUACUAAUUCUUGAAGUUCAAUAAUUCGCAAUUUUAAAAAUUCACGAUUUCCGAACUUCACGCAAAAAUUGUGAAUUCUUGAAAUCAUGAAUUCGUGAAUUCUUGAAGUUCAGUAAUUCACAAGGUCACUAAUUAGCAAUUUCAUUGUUUCCAAUGUUCACGCAAAUUCAUUGUUUUCAAAUUUCACGCAAAAUCGUGAAUUAUUAAAGUUCAAUAAUUCACAAAUUCAUGAUUUCCAAAUUUCUCGAUUUCAAUUAUUCAAGAAUUCAAUAAUUCAGUAUUUCACAUAUUCAAGAAUUCAAUUAUUCAUUAUUUCACCACUUCAUGAAUUCACGAUUUCCAUAUUUCAUGUCAAGAAUUCAAGAAUUCAAUUAUUCACGAUUUCAUGAUUUCAGAAAUACCACUUCAAGAAUUCUUGAUUUCAUUUAAAUACUUCAUGAUUUCUACUUCACGAAUUUUAAUCAGAAAUCAUGAAUUCUUGGAAGUGAAACGUCACCACCGGUCUUUUGUAAUAUCAACUACCACAACUAUGGAUAGUGAAAGGGUUGAAGGUAUUGGGUCUAAAAAUUGACAUUGUAAGUAAAUUUUAUAGUCCAUGUAUGAUAUAAAUAAAUUUGAAAAUCCUUCAAUGGAUUUAGGAGAUGCAGAGCGGAUAAAAAAAUGGAAGGCUCAAAUCUUUGACCUUGAGUGGUGACCUUGACCUUGACCGGACUUGGCUGACUAAUGAGUUAUGCACAUCAUCUUGAUGAGGUGAUUUUUUUAUCCAAAAAUUCAUGAAAAUCCUUUAGGGAGACAAUUCCUAUGGCCCCCACCACUCGGGGGAUUAAAAAGCAAAAGAAAGUUAAAACAUAUAGAAAGAGGUCAUUGGAUAAGCUAUACGAAUAAAAACUCAGUCACCGUGUAAAGAAUAUCCUAUUUCGGAAGUUAAAUGUCCUCCAUUUAUCAACCGCUCACUUAAGUACAGCUGCACACCCUACUAAAACAAAUAAACUUAGAAGAAAAUCACUAUUGCCAAAGUAUAUAUUUAUUAUAUAUCAUCCAUAUGUGAUAUAGGUUUCUGACAAUACCAUAAAUAAAACAUAAAAAGGGACGUAAUUUUGUCAGUCGGAAAUAUAAAAAAGGCUUAAUAGGUUUAGUUUCUUAGUUCCCUAACGUUCAAUAAAAAAAAUCCCAUUCAAUGAAAUCUGUUAUAAUAUCCUUUGGAAUUACAGAAUCAACUGUUGUCAAUAGUUUUGCAUUCAUGGAGAACGCUCAUUUAUAAGGGUACACAAAUAUCGAAUUUCAACGACAUACGGUCCAUAUAUGAAACCAAAUUUAAGUUUGACUUCGAUGUAUAAAAAGAUAAGAAGGCAAUUAAUGUUUACCCCGACUUUUCUACCUUAAAUUGAAACUGUAAUUUUUGUAAAUUUGAGACAAUAAUUGUUAUUACAUUGUUCGUUUUUUUCGUUAAAUAUGCAGUGUAGAUAUUAUGAUAACAUAGCAUGUUUUCCAUUUUGCUGACAUUUCAAAAUAAAAUCUACAACAUAUGUCGCUAAAUGUGAAUGCACUUUCGUGUUAUUGGUACUGUUUCGUUUCUCAACAUGACCAUUUCGGCCUGGGUGGUUCCAAUACUCCCGCUUUCAUAGCUUUGGGUAUUGUUCAAUCACCCCUUGGAUAUGGUGCCUGCUUUUUAAUUUUGUCUUUCGAUAGUUCCUGUGAUACGCAGGCUCCAUAACCUCAGAUCCCCUUCCUAAAUUCCAGUUUGUUUAGUUCUGCCCAUUGUUUUCUCGUGUGGGGCAAACCCUUUACUUUAUCUGGGGACCAAACGCCGCUCUUCAUGGAAUUACACGCCUCAACACGUGUAUCAUUGAAGGUUCCAUGUUCACCGCCGUUUGAAUGCAUCUCUAAAUUGCUUUUUGUACUUUUAGCAUGUGUAAAUGUUGAGUUCUGCUCAACCCGGGGCUAGAGGGCGUGGACGGUAGCAUGCAUUUCCACUACCGUCCAUGAACAGGCUCAAUCAAACCGAGCCUGCAACAUUUUCGUUUUUGUCGUGUUGAGCGACCUGUGAAGCUUCUACUUUUCUCUAUUUUAGACAGUUAAGAAAGCGAGGAGGCAUUAAAAGUUUCAUUAAAUGUACAUUAUCCUUUUCAUAUAACAAUGCAUACGACAUUAUACAAUAAUGAUCCACAAACUGUGAUUAGGACGUGGAUGCACAGCGCGCACGUGUGCGUGCGUGUGUGUGUGCUUAAAAUUAUUUAUAGUCGCCACCGGUAACCCAGGUAUAAAACACCCAUAUAAGAGACAAUUAUCCGAAUGUUUAAUACUUUUUGUUUUGGAGGAGUGGGUAAUUGAACUCACAAACCCUACUUUCGCAGUCAGUCGGUUUUAUCACCUGGCCGCUGUGUUCGCUCUAACGUAAAUACACAGAAUACUAGUACAUGUAUUUGUUAAACAUCUUAGUUUAUACAUAAUUUUUUUUAGGUCGAUUGCGAAGGAAGUUCUUCAACUUAUAUUAAUCACUCUCGACACCUCAUUCCUGAUGGAAUUCAUCACCACGAGGCUAUGAGAGAAGAGGCCAGUUUCCCUUUAUAAUGCUGAGCGCCAAGCAAGGGAGCUACUGGUACCAAUUUUCACGUCUAUGGUAUAACGCGGCCGGGGAUCGAACCCACGACCUCUCGCACUCGAAGCGGACGCUCUACCACUAGGCUACCGAGGCGGUUGUUAAACAUCUUCGAUUUCCUAUCUAUUAAACGUCCUACAAAUUUUGUAUUUAGCAAAACAAUCCUAUUUAAAUGGAAUAGACGCAAUCAAACCUGUGUAUACAGGUUGAUUAUGAAUAAUCAGAAUGUGGUCUAUAUUUGCAGGUAUCCUUCAUUUGCAAGUUAAAUGAACUGUAUAUUGUGCAUUUGUUUAAAAUGGAAGGAUAAGUAGUAACAUAUGUGCAUUUAUAUGCCCUUGAGUCACUAUGUCGAAAAUAACAGGAAAACGAAAACAUAUCAUGCACAGAUGUUCUCCUAUUGCCUUUAACGAAAUAUCAUUUUUUUUAGAAAUCCUACGACUAUAUAUAUACUUUGACCUUCAAAACUGACCUUUGGGCGAGUUUAUUAAGUAAGGUGGAUCUGGGAUUUGGAUCAUCUCGGCUGAUGAUUUACAUAAGAAAUAGGUAUGUAAUAUUAGAAAUUAACCGAGUUGCGAUCAAAGACUGCACAGUGUAUUGGUAAGUGUGAUUGCCGCUGAUACAUGGCUUGCACGCAACCCAUGGGUUCGAAACCAAGCAGAAUUUCCUUUUAUUGUAUUAUGAAUUAUAAUUCAAAAAGAACGUAUCAUAUUUUAUUGCCUGGACUUUACCGUUUUGAAUUAUUUUUUCUCCAUUUAUUUCCAUUCGUGUUCUUUUAUUUUUUUUUCUCUAAAAGUUUAUUUCAUAUCAGAAAAAAAAUAUAAUAAUGAGCCGUGCCAUGGGAAA